Hypanus sabinus (Atlantic stingray) is the source of this 8851-nucleotide messenger RNA. RefSeq names its product laminin, beta 2 (laminin S) (gene lamb2). The record is from RefSeq and is a predicted model, not a curated record. Gene Ontology annotation, cellular component: basement membrane. Gene Ontology annotation, biological process: axon guidance. NCBI's taxonomy places the organism in Eukaryota, Metazoa, Chordata, Chondrichthyes, Myliobatiformes, Dasyatidae. The transcript is spliced from 33 exons. Bases 615 to 5951 code for a protein of 1778 amino acids.
GGCCAGACCUUCACCACUGUCAUCUCCCACUUCCAAUUUCCACACACUUCUUAAACUUCCUUACAACAUGGCUCCCAGCCAUCUCUCAAAGCAUUCCCUGUAAUCCAUUUCCCCAUAUUCCCAUCAAAUUCGCCCAAUACUACCCCUGGGAACAAUAUUAACCCAACCACCCAGCGUGUCAUUGGGACGUGGGAGGAAACUGGAGACCCACGUGGUCGUAGAGUACGUGCAGACUCCACACAGACAGAGCCGGAUCCACUCCGAGAAUGGCUCUGAAUCUGGAUUUACUGCGGAUCAGCUGAAUGCAGAUUCACCCCGGAUCCAUUGGCAGAAUGACUCCCGAUGCCGAUGCUGGCUCCACUCCCCGGGCCGCUCCGAUCCCUGGCGACUGUGAUCCAGGGCGGUGUUUGUGCGUGUCUGUGGUGGGACGGGCCGGGGGCUGUUUGUGAGAUUCGCUCUCCUCCCGCAAUCCUGCGUUGUCACUGGCGAGAGAGACCGUGCACUGACCGAUCCCAGCUGACAGGUGCACCGUGAGGGAUCUCCGCCCGCCCGAGGGAGCGCCUGUGCCUCAGCUAAGCCGGUGGAAAGUUUGAUAGCGGAACGGGUACCGCACCAUGAGCCUCCUGUUCCUGUUGGUCUGCGCGGUGGGGAGCUGCCUUGCCGAGCAGCCAGACCCAGCCCAGGGCUGUUCCCAGGGAAGCUGUUACCCAGCGACAGGAGACCUGCUGGUGGGCAGAAAGGACAAGCUGACAGCCUCAUCGACCUGUGGCCUGAGGAGGAGGCAGCCGUACUGCAUCGUCAGUCACCUCCAGGAUGAAAAGAAAUGUUUCAUCUGUGACUCCCGCAAACCGUACGACCGACUGCGUAACCCCCACAGCCACAGAGUUCAGAACGUCAUCACCACCUUCGCCCAGUACCGCAAGGAGGCCUGGUGGCAGUCAGAGAACGGUUUGUCGAAUGUCCAUCUCCAACUGGACCUGGAGGCUGAAUUCCACUUCACCCACCUCAUCAUGACCUUCAAGACCUUCCGCCCAGCCGCCAUGCUGAUCGAGCGGUCAGCGGACUUUGGCCGCACCUGGCAAACCUACCGUUAUUUCAGCCACGACUGCGCGUCUGACUUUCCAAACGUCCGGCGGGGCCCCCUGAAGGAAGUGGACGAGGUUAUCUGUGAAUCGCGCUACUCAGACAUUGAACCCUCGACGGAGGGGGAGGUGAUCUACAGAGUGCUGGACCCUGCCAUCCCCAUCCAGGAUCCCUACAGCCCUCGAAUACAGAAUCUGCUGAAGAUCACCAACCUGCGGGUAAACUUCACCAAGCUGCGCACGCUGGGCGAUAACCUGCUGGACUCGCGCCACGAGAUUAAGGAGAAGUAUUACUAUGCGGUGUAUGAGCUGGUAGUCCGGGGUAACUGCUUCUGCUACGGACACGCCAGUGAGUGUGCACCCAUCGCGGGUGUCCGAGGGGACAUCGAAGGAAUGGUUCACGGCAGGUGUGUUUGCAAGCACAACACCAACGGACUGAACUGCGAGAAAUGUGACGACUUUUAUAACGAGCUGCCCUGGAAACCGGCCGAGGGUCGGAGCACCAACGCCUGCAAGCGGUGUAACUGCAAUAGGCACUCCAGCCGGUGCCACUUCGACAUGGCGGUGUACCUGGCCACGGGGAACAUGAGCGGCGGUGUUUGCGACGACUGUCUCCACAACACCAUGGGCAGGAACUGCGAGAUGUGCAAACCCUUCUACUACCAGGACCCAACCCGGGACAUCCGGGACCCCAGGGCCUGCGUCCCUUGUGACUGCGAUCCAGACGGCUCCAUGAAUGGAGGGUUGUGUGACAGCAGGGAGGACACGAGCCUGAGAUUGAUUCCGGGACAGUGUCGGUGCAAGGAGCACGUGGAGGGCUCCCGUUGCGACAGGUGCAAGGCCGGAUACUUUGGACUCAGUGUGGAUAACCCGCAGGGAUGUCAGUCCUGUCGGUGCCACCCUGUCGGGACGGUGAGUGGAAACCAGCCCUGUGACCCAGUCAGCGGUGACUGUUUCUGCAAGAGACUGGUGACUGGCCGGCGCUGUGACCGCUGUCUGGAGGAGCACUGGGCCCUGAGCCAGGAUCCCAAUGGGUGUCGAAGCUGCAACUGCGACGUGGGAGCGGCGCUGGACAAUAAUUGCUCCACGGAGACAGGUCAGUGUCGCUGCCGGAAGCACUUGAUGGGCCGUCAGUGUGAGCAGGUGAUGGCGGGGUACUUCCUACCCGCCCUGGAUUACCUCACGUACGAGGCCGAGAUCGCCCACUUCCGCAUGGGAGUGACUGCCGUGUCCCGGGAACGCUCUGGUCAUCGUCCCGUCACAUGGACUGGUUCCGGAUUUGCCAAGGUGCCAGAGCGCGGCGUGCUGGAGUUCCAGAUCAACAACAUCCCGUAUUCCAUGGAGUAUGAUCUAGUGAUCCGCUAUGAGUCACAGUUUCCGGGGGACUGGGAGAAGGUGUUCAUUUCCAUCGUUCGUCCGGGACCCAUCCCCACCAGCAGUCCAUGUGGGAACACCAUCCCUGCUGAUGACAUGCUUUUUACAAGCCUUCCGUCUGGAUUCAGGUAUGUGGUGCUCCCUCAGCCAAUCUGCCUUGAGCGUUCCGUAAGUUACACCAUCCGACUGGACUUCAAGCGUUACCAUUCACGGGAGCGUGAUCCCAACACCAACAUUCUGGUGGACUCUAUUGUGGUGGUCCCUCGCUACUCCUCCCUGGAGAUGUUCAUCGCUGGAGAUGCCGCCUCCAUUCGGCGGAAGGAAGCCUUCGAGCGGUAUCGUUGUCACAGUGAUAGCAUCAGUGUCGUCACUCCGAUGGUGACUGAAGUCUGUGCCCAGCUGAUUGGUAGCAUGUCGGCUGCGGUCUACAAUGGUGCUCUGCCGUGCCAGUGUGAUCCACAGGGCGCCCUGAGCUCAGAGUGUGCAGCCAGCGGUGGGCAGUGUCGCUGUAAGCCCAACGUGGUGGGUCGUCGUUGCCACCAGUGUGCUCCUGGCACCUUCGGCUUUGGACCAGUGGGCUGCAGGGCCUGCAGCUGCAGCCGAGAAGGAUCCGUCUCCAUGCUCUGCGAGCCAGUCAGUGGUCAGUGCCCGUGCCGAGCUGGGGCCUUCGGCACCCAGUGCAGCCAGUGCCAGCCGGGACACUGGGGCUUCCCACACUGCCAGCCCUGCCAGUGUAACGGGCAUGCUGACCACUGUCACCAGCAGACUGGAGUCUGUCUCAACUGCCGCAGCCCCACUGCCGGGACCCACUGCGAACGAUGUGCUGAAGGUUACUACGGGAACCCACUGCUUGGUUCGGGUGAACAAUGCCGACCGUGCCCCUGUCCUGGAGUGCUGGGCAGCGGCCGCAACUUUGCCAACUCCUGUUACCAGGACAGCAGGACGAGGCAGGUGCUAUGUAACUGCCAACCAGGAUACACAGGUUCUCGAUGUGAGCAGUGUGCAGCUGGUUACUACGGAAACCCCCUGUUACCGGGUGGCAGGUGUGAGCCCUGCCAGUGUCACGGCAACAUUGACGUCAGCAACCCACAGUCGUGCGACCGGGAGACGGGCCGUUGCCUGACGUGCCUGUACAAUACAGACGGGCCACACUGUGAGCUGUGCAAGAUGGGCUUCUAUGGCAAUGCCCGGCAACACAACUGCAGACAGUGUACAUGUAACCAGCUGGGCACUGCCCAGAACCAGUGCCGCUCCAGGGAAGAGUGCAACUGUGAUCCGAAGACAGGGCAGUGUCUUUGCCUGCCGAAUGUCAUUGGUCAGAACUGUGACCACUGUGUUCCUAGCUACUGGAACCUCCGCAGUGGCUCGGGCUGUCUGCCAUGUAAUUGUGCCAUCGCCAACUCUUUCUCAGCCACUUGUAACGAGUUUAGUGGCCAGUGCCAGUGUCGCCCUGGCUUUGGAGGCCGUACCUGCACCGAUUGCCAGGAGAAUUACUGGGGUGAUCCGAACGUGCAGUGUCGAGUGUGUGACUGUGAGCAGCGAGGUGUACAGACUAGGCAGUGUGACCGCAUCACCGGCCAUUGUGUGUGCCGCCUGGGCAUCUCUGGCGUCCGUUGUGACACCUGUGCCCGGGGCUUCUGGGGGGAGUUCCCGGACUGCCACCCAUGCCACCAGUGUUUCGGAGACUGGGACCGCGUUGUGCAGGACCUGGUUGCACAGACCAGGCUCCUGGCCGAGAGAGCGCGAGAGAUCCAGAUCUCUGGGGUCGCUGGCCUGUAUGAGAAGAACUUCCGGGAGUUGGAGGAGAAGCUAGCGCAGGCACAAAGGAUUGUCGCUGCCCGCAACACAACCGCUGUGGCCGUGGCUCAGCUGAUGAACCUGAUCAAUGAUAUCCGGGACAAGAUCACAGGAGCGUCGGACAUCCUGAACGGGCUGGAAGACGUUCUUACUGCAGUUCAGAAUCAAAACAGUGGUGCCAGUGUGGAACUGAGUAACCUGGAACGCGAGGCACGUGCUCUCAACCUCUCAGCAAAGGAGCUGGCCCACCAGCUCGACAUCCUGAAACACUCCAACUUCCUGGGGGCAUAUGACAGCAUUCAGAACUCUUACCGUCGGUCGUGGCAGGCAGAGAGGACAGUAAAUGGCUCCACUGUGACCUUCCCCAGUAUUGUCAGUGAUUCGGCAAGCACCCGCCACAGGACAGAAAUGUUAAUGAGAGCCAGGAAGGAUGACUUCAUUCGGAAGAAUGCCGCCAACCGGCGUGCUCUCAACGACCUGGCAGCCAAGGUGCAGACCCUCAAUCUGAAGAACAUUAAUGAGAAGGUGUGUGGUGCCCCUGGAGAUCUGCCUUGUCUGGACAGCCCAUGUGGUGGGGCUGGUUGCCUCGACGAUGACGGCACUAGGCGGUGUGGCGGUCUCAGCUGCGAAGGUGCAGUGGCAGUUGCUGACGGUUCCCUUGGCCGGGCUCAGCAGUCAGAACAGGAGAUUCAGAAAGCAAUGAAUGAGGUGGAGGAGCUCUUCCAGAAGGUUGCUCUGGCUAAGGUGAAAGCCAACGAAGCAAAGCAGAGAGCUCGGGGGACCCUGGACAAAGCAAACAAUGCCAGGGAACGGAUUAGUCACUCUAACAAAGAACUCUGCAACCUCAUCAACCAAAUCCGCAACUUCCUCACACAGGAGGGUGCGGACCCCGACAGCAUUGAGAAGGUAGCCAGUCAGGUGCUCCAGCUCUCGAUCCCUGCCUCCCCACAGCAAAUCCGCCACCUCGCAGAGGAGAUCAAGGACAAGGUCAGCAGUUUAUCUAAUGUGGAUGACAUCUUGGAUCAAACUGCCGAUGAUGUGAGGAGAGCUAGUCAGCUCCUUCAGGAUGCAAGAAGGGCACGGAGCCGUGCAGAAAAUGUGAAGAACACGGCUGAGGCGGUGAAGCAAGCCCUAGAGGAGGCAGGCCGAGCUCAGGAUGCUGCGCAAACAGCAAUCAGACAAGCCAAGGGAGACAUCGAGGAGAGUGACCAGACACUGAAUGGGAUCCGGAACAGAACAGCGAGUGCAGAGAGGGAGCUGAUGGAAGCGAUGGAUCGGCUAACACAGCUAGACAGUGGAAUCAACGCACUCAAAAUGAAACGUGCCAGCAAUAACCUGGUGGCAUCCCAGGCAGUAGGAACAGCUACAUCAGCACGGGAUAAAGCCAAUGAGGCCAAACAGAUGUUGCACGGUCCUCUCACAGACAAAUACAAAACAGUGCAUGGUCUGGUAGACCGGAAGAGUGGUACGGUCUUCAGUGCAAAACACAAGGCAGAGAGCCUUCGGGAUGAAGCCAAGGACCUGCUGAGGGAUGCGCAGGACAAGUUGAAGAGGCUGAAUGUUCUUGAGAUUCAGUAUGAAAAAAAUGAGAAGAUUUUGGAAGAUAAGGCGCGACAGCUAGAUGGUCUAGAGGAGAAGAUGAAAGACAUUUUAAAAGCCAUUAAACAUCAGAUUCUCAUCUACAACACCUGCCAGUGAAUGACAAUAAGUGUGUAUAAUCAAGCCUGUACGGUAUCCACAGUAUCACAAGCACUCAGCUGUUCAGAUGUAAUGUUUAUACUGCAGAUUAAUGAUGUCUCAUCACAUUCUGGUUUUUCUUUAGUGCAUGUACCUCUCCCCCACUGCCCCAACACAAGCCCUCUGGCAUCCCAAGUGCCCUGAAGACAUGGAAAUCCAGGAGUUUGGGCCAAACACAGGAAAAUGGGACUACCUUGGAUAGGCAGCUUAAUGGUCAUAGACCACUUGGGCUGAAGAGUGUUUCUAUGCUGUUCGGCUCUAUAACUACAAUCUGAUUAUUUCAGUGUGAAACAGUGGAAGCAGCCCAAGAGCCCUGUAAAAAUCUAGCUUCAAUGUCGCCCAUAGUAUAUGCCCUUUGGUAUUGUGCUGACCUUUUAACCUACUCCAAGAUCAACCUAAUCUUUCCCACAUAGCCCUCCAUUUUUUUUGUCAUCCAUUUGUCUAUCUAUGAGUCUCUAAAAUGCCCUUAAUGUAUCUACUUCUACCACCACUCCUAGCAGGGCAUUCCACAACCACCCAGUGUAAAAAACACCUCUGAUAUCCACCCACCCCCAUAUGUUUCUCAAAUCUCCUUAAAAUUAUCACCAUCAUUAUGUGCUGUGUCAUAUGACAUGGGAGACCAUGGCCUUUGACCAUGAUUGUUAUUAGCAAAUUGUACAACAGUAGUUCAACACUGGCGCCUUCUGGGCUAUGUCUUCGCAAGAUAAGUAAACCCAGCCAUUGUCAGUACUCUUCAGAAAUUGUCUGCCUGCUGUCAGGACUUGUGGUAUGCACCACCUGCUCCCAUGGCUCCAUGUCAUCCUGAAGGGAGGGUCCUUACUCAAGGAUGACCGUCAGGCUAAAAAUGAUUCACCCUUGCCUUAGAGUCUCCGACUCUCCACUUGAUCUGUGCCUUGUCACCCUGUACAUCUCUAUCAAGUCAUCUCUCAUGCUCCUUCACUCCAAAGGGAAAAGCUCUAGCUUGCUCAGCUUAUCCUCAUGAGACAUGCAAAUCUCCUCUGUACCUUCCCUGCAGCUUCCACAUCCUUCCUGUAAUGAGGUGACCAGAACUGAACACAAUACUCCAAGUGUGGUCUAACCAAAGUUUUUCAGACUGCAACAUUACUUUGUAGCUCUUGAACUCAAUCCCCUGACUAAUGAAGGCCAACAUUUCAUACACUUUAACACCAUCAACUUAUGCUGCAACUUUGCCAGAUUGAUAGAUGUGAAGCCCAAGAUCCCUCUGGUCCUCCACAGUGCUAAGAAUCUUUCCAUUAAUCCAAUACCCUGCCUUCAAGUUUUACUUUCCAAAGUAGAUCACUUCACAGUUUUCCAGAUUGAACACCAUCUGCUACUUCUCAGCCUAGCUCUGCAUCCUGUCAAUGUCCUGUUGUAAUCUGUAGAUAGAUCAUUGAAGGCAAGUUUUAAUCAAAUCCAAUAUCCCAAGACAUUUGUCAGGUCUUAAAAUUUGGUGUGAAAGAGGAGUAGGGAGGGGAAAAUAUACAAGUGAAAUAUUCUUUUCCAGAUCUUCUGAAUCUCUGUAGUCAAUUCAACCAGCAACCUGUAAUUAAUGACUUUAUCGAUCCCAAUAUUGGUUAAUUCAGAGUAAGUGAUGAGGUUUGUUAUUUCAGACUUGCUCUUGCCUUUAUUAUAAUAACAUCAGAUAUUGACAGAGAUUAUUCAAAUGGGAAGGAUCAGCAUCUUCCUUUCACUAAUGUUUAGAAAGAAUUAUUUUCCCUUGGCAAUUCAGCCUUUAAAAACACAAGGUCCAGUAGUUCUUUUUUGAUGGAAACUGAGUUUAUUAAUUCUUAACUUGGCAGUGGUGGUAAGAAAGCCUUUUCAGAGACAGAUGCCCAGAGCACCCAUUCCUUUCAUAACUCAUUUCCCCACUUUCCUAACCAUUCUAAUCUUUCUCUACUUAAGGAAGGCAAAUGUGGAACAUAGAACAUUGAACAUAGAAUAGUACAGCACAUUACAGGCCCUUUGGCCCACAAUGUUAUGCCGACCCUCAAACCCUGCCUCCCAUAUAACCCCCCCACCUUAAAUUCCUCCAUAUACUUGUCUAAUAGUCUCUUAAACUUCACUAUUGUAUCUGCCUCCACCACUGACUCAGGCAGUGCAUUCCACGCACCAACCACUCUCUGAGUGAAAAACCUUCCUCUAAUAUCCCCCUUGAACUUCCCUCCCCUUAACUUAAAGCCAUGUCCUCUUGUACUGAGCAGUGGUGCCCUGGGGAAGAGGCGCUGGCUGUUCACUCUGUCUAUUCCUCUUAAUAUCUUGUACACCUCUAUCAUGUCUCCUCUCAUCCUCCUUCUCUCCAAAGAGUAAAGCUCUAGCUCCCUUAAUCUCAGAUCAUAAUCCAUACUCUCUAAACCAGGCAGCAUCCUGGUAAAUCUCCUCGGUACCCUUUCCAAUGCUUCCACAUCCUUCCUAUAGUGAGGCGAUCAGAACUGGACACAGUACUCCAAGUGUGGCCUAACUAGAGUUUUAUAGAGCUGCAUCAUUACAUCGCGUUUCUUAAACUCUAUCCCUCGACUUAUGAAAGCUAACACCCCAUAAGCUUUCUUAACUACCCUAUCUACCUGUGAGGCAACUUUCAGGGAUCCGUGGACAUGUACCCCCAGAUCCCUCUGCUCCUCCACACUACCAAGUAUCCUGCCAAGAACAAUGCACUGAGUUCAAGAUGGAUCUUUCCAUUAAAUGUUUCUUAUUCUAAAGAUAUGCAAACUGCUGAACAGCUGAUGUAUUGUUGACUUGGGAACCUUGCUUUUCACCUUCAGCUCAGCAAAGCAAGAUCCAAAACACUAAAUGCCAAAGUAACUUGUUAAUCUUCCUCCGAAGUAGAUGGAGAAUUGCUAAUAAAUUGAUCUUCAGAUAUUGAA